GCAGCCUGCUAGACUUUGGGUCCUCUCAGCGCCCACGGGCGGCCGCAUCCACCCGACGCGCUGAGGUCACCGACGGGGCCGAACCGCGGGGGGCGGAGGGACGGAGGGAAGAUGGCGGCAGCGGCCGGAUGUUGGCGCCGCCUCCCCCAAUCCCGGAGCCGGCGCAGAUGAGGCGGCUCGGCUGGGGCCAGCGGCGCGUUGGAACCCGAGCUGGGGGGACCCUGGUGGCGGGGCCUGGCCCUGCUCUAUGACGGCGCCUCGGCUGGAGUGAGCGUUGGCGGCGGCGGCGGCUCCUCUUUCGUCCGGCUCUUUCGCUGUCGCUGUGAGUCCGAGCCGGCGGCGGGCGGCGGGGCCGGGAUGGAGGACGUUAACUCCAACGUGAACGCGGACCAGGAGGUGCGGAAGCUGCAGGAGCUGGUGAAGAAGCUGGAGAAGCAGAACGAGCAGUUGAGGAGCCGCUCGGGGGCCGUGCAGGGCGCGGGCUCCCUCGGGCCCGGCAGCCCGGGGCGGGCCGUGUCCACCCCGUCCUCGGGCGCGGCGUCCCCGCGCGGCUUCCCCUUGGGCCUCUGCGCCAAGGCGGGCGGCGGGGCCGGGUCGGGCCCGAGGCGCACGGGCGGCGAGGAGCUGCGGGACGCCACCUCCUUGCUGGCGGCGGGCGAGGGCGGCCUGCUGGACGAGGUGGAGCCACUGCGUCCCGACGAGCUGGAGCGCCUGUCCGGCUGGGAGGAGGAGGAGGAGAGCUGGCUGUAUUCAUCACCAAAGAAAAAACUUACACCAAUGCAGAAAUCAGUUAGUCCAUUAGUUUGGUGCAGGCAAGUUUUGGAUUAUCCAAGUCCUGAUGUUGAAUGUGCUAAAAAGUCUCUUAUCCACAAACUUGAUCAAACUAUGUCAGCUCUCAAGAGGCAGAAUUUGUACAAUAAUCCUUUCAACUCUAUGAGUUACACAAGUCCUUACAGUCCAAAUGCCAGUAGCCCAUAUAGCAGUGGCUUCAAUUCUCCAUCUUCAACCCCAGUGCGACCUCCUAUAGUCAAACAGCUUAUACUUCCUGGAAAUUCAGGUAACUUCAAAAGUUCGUCAGACAGAAACCCUCCACUCAGUCCUCAAUCCUCUAUAGAUAGUGAGUUAAGUGCUUCAGAAUUAGAUGAAGAUUCAAUUGGAUCCAAUUAUAAGCUAAAUGAUGUAACUGAUGUGCAGAUUCUAGCCCGGAUGCAGGAAGAAAGUCUUCGGCAAGAAUAUGCAGCCACCACAUCUCGGCGCAGUUCUGGUUCAUCUUGCAAUUCCACAAGACGGGGUACAUUUAGUGACCAGGAACUUGAUGCACAAAGUUUAGAUGAUGAAGAUGACAAUAUGCAUCAUGCAGUAUACCCUGCUGUUAACAGGUUUUCACCAUCACCACGCAAUUCACCUCGACCGUCACCUAAGCAGUCACCCAGAAAUUCACCUCGUUCACGAUCUCCAGCCCGGGGAAUAGAAUACAGUAGAGUGUCCCCACAGCCUAUGAUUAGCCGCUUACAGCAGCCUCGCCUUUCACUUCAAGGUCAUCCCACAGAUUUGCAGACAAGUAAUGUUAAAAAUGAAGAAAAACUAAGGCGGAGCCUUCCAAACCUGUCCCGAGCAUCUAGUACACAAGUUGACUCAGUGAAGAGCAGCAGAAGUGAUUCGAAUUUUCAAGUGCCAAAUGGAGGAAUACCUCGUAUGCAAUCUCAGGCUUCAGCCACUUCGCAAAGGCUGAAAAAUUUGCCUCGUACUUCCCUCAAAGCCAAACAGUUGCUUCAAACUCCAUCUACAAAAAGAGUACCUUCUCCAGGCAAAUUCCGCACCCCAGCAGCACCAUCUCCUUUGGCUCUCCGGCAACCAAUGAAAGCAUUUAGUAACCAUGGCUCUGGUCCUUCGGGCAGCCAGGAAACAACACAGUUCACACAAACCACCUCCUCACCUGGGCCUCCGGUGGUUCAGAACACAGUCCCAACAAACCCUCCCAGCAAUAUCAACAGCACUACAUUAACAAGACCUGCAGGGACAACUGCAGUGCGAAGCGGCUUGCCCAGACCUAGUGCCCCUUCUGCUGGGGGCAUCCCAGUGCCUCGCAGCAAACUUGCACAGCCUGUUCGAAGAUCCUUGCCAGCUCCUAAAACCUAUGGCAGCAUAAAAGAUGACAGUUGGAAAGAUGGCUGUUACUGACCAGCACAGACAAGAAUGCAGAGGUCCACGGCUUCAUGGACACCCCUUCACCAGACUAAAAACAACUUUUAUAUAUGCAGACUGUUCAGAUAAGACUCUUGGGAUUGGUAAAUCCCAGCCCUCUCUGUCUUAAUUAGCACAAACUGGCAGAGAUGAUCAAGCAGCACUUUAAUGUCAUUUAACAUCAGAUGUUUGGUAAUCAUACAAUCACUCUCCAUGGAAUCACUUUUAGUUUUGUUUAGUAGAAACUCAGUUGAUUUUUAAAUAUUUAACAGAGGCCAAUAUCUGGGCAAAUACCUAAUAGAUGCCAAAGAAAAACGCCCACUUGUAAAUGAGAAAGUACCUUUGUACAAAAGAAAAUGGUGAAUUCAGGCUAUUCAAAACUCACGUUCAACCUAAUUUACUGUAUAAAUAGCAUCAAUAAAUACUGUGUUAAUGAAAACUAAUAUUCUGACUAAUAUCUAAAGUGUUUCGCUAGUAUUCCAGGAAACUGUGGAUUAAAUUUGGGACAGUGGGAUGAAGAAGCCUGGGCUAGAGAUUUAGAAUAAGUUACCUACAUUUAGGGGAAGUCUAUAAAUUACUUUUGCAGAGUCACUGGGAAAAUUAGCAUUUUAUUUAAUCUUAAGUUUUGGACACAGUUCACAUACACACACCAUUACUACCAGAUAGUGUUACAGUGUACAUCUAUCAUGAUGCAUUGACAUAUCAGACUUCUGUGUGUUUGUUUUGAUUGCCAAAAGGGCUUGAUAUCAGUUGUACAAUCUUUCUCAACUUUAUAGUUCCUGGCUCAGGAAAGAUGGCCUUUGCUAUCAAAGCCAGCUUCUUUACAUGCUGUUACCCAUCGCAAAACUAGGAGAUCUUGUUUCUAUUAGCAGGUUUCCAGGGUGGGAUAGAGCAAGUAGUGUCUUUACUCUUGAUACAACAACACCUCAGUGCUUACAACCUAGAAUAAAACCAUUCAGAGAGAGAGGGGGCAAAAAAUCUAUGCACUUAAACUACAAAAAUCUCUGGUGAUGACAGUUGUAUUGUUGCUACUGAGUGGCAUAUGGUCUAUUAUGUGGUAGAAAAAUACAGCCUGCCAAGCCCUACUUAAGUUGGUCCACUUUAAACUGAGUAACUGUAGAAAAUCUUCUGAAAAUACUGUCCUUUUUGACUUAGAUUCUGCCUUACAGCAAUUUUUGUAUUUUUGGUAACCUGCAUCUAAUUCUAAAUAUUUGGUUUUUAUUGAUAUGCAUAUAUAUAUUUAUCCUUGAAGUCACUUGUUUUGAUUUUAUUAGAUUAUUACCAAACUAAAAACUACCUUCUGUAGCAGGCUUUUCAUUUUUCAUUGUGAGGUCUGUGUUUAAGUAUUUAGUUUGGACAGCUGUAUAAUGUUAGCAGUUGGGUCACCCAAAAUAUUUUAGAGAUCUAAGCAUUUCUAUUCCUUUCUGUUAAAAAAGACAUUAUGUAAGUUGGCAAAUGAAACUGAGAGGGAAAUGGAAGGCUUAUUAUUUAGAGUAUUGAGAUUGAUAGGCUGAGAGAAUGAUAAAACGAAGACCCCUUUUGUGCCAUGACUGACACUGGGGUAUCUAUUGGCUUGACCACUUGGGAGGCAUUCAGUUAGCACAGCGGCUGCAGAUUUGAACCACCAGUAUUGUGUAUUUUAAUGAAUAAUGCAGGAAAGAUAUUGUAUCCUUGAAUUUAAAGGUGAUGGGGUGGGUCUGGAAAGGAUAGCGCCAGAAUUCUACAUGAUGAUGAGCUAGAAAUGUUGCUUUUAAGAGGAAGAUAAAGCAUCUGCUUUGGUGGAGGAGUAUUCCAUGUAAAUCUUAAGUCCAUAAAAUAAAGACUUAGCCACUGUCUUUUUAGAACCACAUAUACACAAAACAAAACAGGUCUCAGUUUUCCAUGCAACAUUUCAAAUACGUAUAUAUAUGCUGCAAUCUAAUAAAUAAAAGGAAUUUUGACUAUUAUGGAACAUCCAUUUUUAAGUUAGAUAAUCAGUUUUAAAAGGGUUAUUCAGGUUAACUUUGUUUUUAAAUGGCUGUUUCAGAAAAAUGUCUAUUUUUUUUAAUUAAAAUACUUCGUCACUUGUUAAAAUGUAUUUUGGAUCUGAGUUUGGUAAAGUAUUAUUUUACCUGCUGUUGUACUACCACAGAUUAUUGGCUUUUAGUUUCCUAAACAGAAAAAUUGCCUUUUUACUAGAAAGCCUUCAUGUAUUGCCAGUUUUUCUGUUUGGGAAAAUCUAAGGAUUUACUGUGGUUAGUCUUACAGAAGAAAUGUGGAUUUGAUAAACUAGUGCCUAUGAUUUUAACUUAUGUUUGAUAUAUAGUAGUAAGGGUUUUUAUGAAUGUUGAUUAUUUUGUGCCAACAGCCCAGAAUUGUCACUUAUAUGUAAGUAGACAGCUACAAAUUCUGCUUCCAAAGUUAUUUAAUUUUUUCAGUGUUUGAAUGUUAUUUUUUGUAAGUGUGUUAAUAAAAAUGUAAAGAAUUGGAAAAAUAUAAAUAUUCUUAAGCAUUUGCUGAAUCAUUUUUCUACAAAACUUGUUUGUAUAAAACCCUCUGAAGAGUUAACUUUUCUCAGUUUUCAUACCCUGGAGAUCACAUUUUGUAAAAUGGGACCAUUCAUAACUGUCAGAUACUUUUUAAAAUUAUCUCAAUACAUCAGUUUUAUAUUAAAAACAAAAGCUUUUUUGAAAGAAAAUUAGAUACAUAUAUGGCCCCAGAUGUUUGUAUAAUUCUAGAACGAUCUAGACUGUAUGUUUAAAUUGACUUUAUUGAUUGUACAGGUUCCAUUUUUGACAUUAUACAUGGUCCUUUUAGAUCACAUUAAGUUUGAUUUGCAAACAUUUCUAUAGCUGAACUUGUAUAUGUGGUUGCCUCCUUAAUAAACAGCCUGACCAUAAUGUUUGCUAUUAAAUUUAUACU
This is a messenger RNA of Octodon degus (degu), 5085 nucleotides long. It is a transcript of the gene Slain2, whose product is annotated as SLAIN motif family member 2. The transcript has 9 exons. Gene Ontology annotation, biological process: cytoplasmic microtubule organization; microtubule nucleation; positive regulation of microtubule polymerization. The record is from RefSeq and is a predicted model, not a curated record. Gene Ontology annotation, cellular component: microtubule plus-end. NCBI's taxonomy places the organism in Eukaryota, Metazoa, Chordata, Mammalia, Rodentia, Octodontidae. Bases 358 to 2181 code for a protein of 607 amino acids.